UUGAUUAUAGAUGGCAAAGGAAAUGCGGUAUCUUUACUCCGUGUGGCAGAACUGGUAGGUAAAACGAUACCAUUCGAAGAGUGUGACGUCUGUGACCUGGAAAAACUGGACGGAGUUUUUGCGAAGGGACAUUUUGAUGGCUUGAUACAUCUCGCUGCAUUAAAAGCUGUAGGAGAGUCAGUUGCCAUGCCGUACGAAUAUUAUUCCAACAACCUUAUCGCUAGCCUCAACUUGAUAAAGAUGUGCCAGAAAUAUGAUGUCAAAAACUUCAUCUUCUCUUCAAGUGCCACCGUUUACGGGAGUCCCAAAGAAUUGCCCAUCACCGAAAACGCCCCUACAGGACAGGGCAUAACGAAUCCCUAUGGUCAAACAAAGUACAUGAUGGAACAAAUCCUAAUCGACGUUGGAAAGGCACAUCCUGACUGGAACAUUGUUUUGUUACGUUACUUCAACCCUGUGGGUGCGCAUCCAAGCGGAAGAAUAGGAGAGGAUCCACGCGGCAUCCCCAAUAAUCUUAUGCCUUUCGUUAGCCAGGUUGCCAUAGGCAAGCUUCCUGUACUGAAAAUUUUUGGUGAUAAGUGGGACACCCCUGAUGGCACUGGAGUACGAGAUUUCAUCCAUAUAGUUGAUCUAGCUCGAGGGCAUGUGAAGGCUCUAGACAGAAUAAAGAAGCUAGGUUUGUGUUAAGU
Molecule: messenger RNA, 689 nt
Organism: Strongylus vulgaris
Lineage: Eukaryota; Metazoa; Nematoda; Chromadorea; Rhabditida; Strongylidae
Source: the annotation of a GenBank genome assembly